Messenger RNA from Felis catus (domestic cat), 1676 nucleotides. It is a transcript of the gene NRARP, whose product is annotated as NOTCH regulated ankyrin repeat protein. The transcript has a single exon. The coding region runs from base 145 to 489 and encodes 114 amino acids. Gene Ontology annotation, molecular function: protein binding; phosphatase regulator activity; enzyme inhibitor activity. Lineage: Eukaryota; Metazoa; Chordata; Mammalia; Carnivora; Felidae. The record is from RefSeq and is a predicted model, not a curated record. Gene Ontology annotation, cellular component: cytoplasm.
GGGGCGGCGUGCGGGGCCCGGGGGCGCCGCGCCCUCCAUGCGCCGAGGCGCGCCCCGAGACAGCCGGGGGCCCGCGCCGCAGCCGCCGCCGCCGCCGCCCGCGCUGAGCCCCGGCGCGGCCCGCGGCCCGCGCCCGGAGGCAGCAUGAGCCAGGCCGAGCUGUCCACCUGCUCGGCGCCGCAGACGCAGCGCAUCUUCCAGGAGGCCGUGCGCAAGGGCAACACGCAGGAGCUGCAGUCGCUGCUGCAGAACAUGACCAACUGCGAGUUCAACGUGAACUCGUUCGGGCCUGAGGGCCAGACGGCGCUGCACCAGUCGGUCAUCGACGGCAACCUGGAGCUCGUGAAGCUGCUGGUCAAGUUCGGCGCCGACAUCCGCCUGGCCAACCGCGACGGCUGGAGCGCGCUGCACAUCGCCGCGUUCGGCGGCCACCAGGACAUCGUGCUCUAUCUCAUCACCAAGGCCAAGUACGCGGGCAGCGGCCGGUGAUGCCCGCCCGGACCCGGACGCGGGCCUCGAGCGUGUCGUCUGCUGUACCUUCCCGCCAACUACCUCGGUGCGCACCGGGCCCUCGGGCCCCGCGGCCACAACGAGUCUGGCGCGCGCGUCCGCGCCCACGGGGGCCGCGCGGCGCCCGCUGCCAGGGGUCGACGCCCCCGCGCGGCCGCCCGGACCCGGGCCGAGGGCUUCCCACGGCCCCCGCCCUCCGCCUCGCGGUGGGGGGGGGGGGGAGGUGGGGGCGGGGCGCGGGCUGCAGCCCCUUUGAAAUUUGAGUCUCGCUACCAGCAAGUUUGGAGUCCCGAGACACCGGAUCCUCCGGUCAAAAUGUUUUCUCCCGAAGGUGGAAGGCGGGCGGCGGGGACGCCGGGCUCGGGGCGCUCCGCCGCCCGCAGGACCCGCGGCCGAAGCCCGCAGUCGCCCAGGGGCCACGGCGGGGCGUUUCCGGCCCGGACGCGCGACGGUGGAGACGCUCCGCUGUUCUUAGGGUUCUAAACUAUUUAUCAUGUGUGUGUAUAUUUGUGGGUGAAGUUUGUGCGCCUGAAUUUUUUUGUUUGGAAAAUAUUGUGCGUGGUCAAUGUGGUUAUAGGGGGGAAGAUACAUUUUUUUUUUUCUUAGUCUUAAAACUAAAAACUUGAGUCUGUCAUUUCUUGGUUGCACUGAAAACACCGCCCAGCCUGAUGGUUUUCCCGUGCAGGUCCCUCUCCCUGCUUCUCACUCUCUCCCCUCCUCCUCCCCCCCCCCCCCCCCCCGCGUACCCCCUCUCCUCUCCCUCCUGACACACAGGCACACAAUUUUGGGAAGCCCCGGGGCUCCCUCUCCCCUCUCCCGUGAGAGAGGCCACCAUCCCCCGAACCUGCUGGCUUUGCGAAGUUUCCUCGGGAGCACGGGUGCUCGGGUGUGGCGGUGAUGGGGGCGGGAGGGGUCCUACCUUUUCUAGUGAGUUCUAUUAUAGUUAGUAGGUCGCACACUUUUUUAAAAAAGUAAAUGGAUUUGCCACAUUUGAAUGUCAUAACAUUUAUGACAAUAUAAAAUAUUAACAUAUUUUAAGCCAAGUUUUAGGUGUAUGUUUUGAAUCUUGGUUAUAAACCCAAUUUUAAAGGGCGUUGUAUCCAGCGUUGUGAAGGCAACAGUGUACCCAUAUUUAUAUUUUUAUAAAAUACCUAUAAGACUGUGAA